Molecule: messenger RNA, 1134 nt
Organism: Tripterygium wilfordii
Lineage: Eukaryota; Viridiplantae; Streptophyta; Magnoliopsida; Celastrales; Celastraceae
Product: leucine-rich repeat protein 1-like
Exons: 6
Coding region: 201-851 (216 amino acids)
Molecular function (GO): protein binding
Source: RefSeq, a predicted model, not a curated record
UUUACUCUGUUAUUCCCAAAGCCGAUACUCUUCCCUUUUAGAAGAGAAACUUGUUGUUCCCUUUUAGAAGAAAAACUUGUUGACCGACUCUCUCCUCUCUUUCACCCUUUCUAUCUCGGUAAUACCAAACCCUAGAAACCCGAAUCUCUCGAUCUCUCUGCGCUGUUACUCAGAAGUAAGCUUAGCUGGCACCAUCAUCCAUGGCGGCAUCGACUUCGCUAUGGACCAUCUGUGUAACCCUAGCUUUGACGCUAAUAGUUCUGGUGGUGUCCGGUAAUUCCGAAGGAGACGCUCUCUAUACCCUGCGUCGGAGCUUGUCGGAUCCGGAUAAUGUUCUCCAGAGCUGGGAUCCGACCCUUGUUAACCCCUGCACUUGGUUCCACAUCACUUGCAACCAAGAUAACCGCGUCACUCGAGUGGACUUGGGGAAUUCAAAUCUAUUUGGACAUCUAGUUCCUGAACUUGGGAAGCUAGAGCACUUGCAAUAUCUGGAGCUUUAUAAAAACAACAUUCAAGGAACUAUUCCUGCUGAGCUUGGUAACUUGAAGAGUCUUGUCAGCUUGGACUUGUAUAACAACAACAUCUCUGGGACUAUUCCUCCUUCGCUGGGGAAGUUGAAGUCUCUUGUAUUUCUACGGCUUAAUGACAAUCGAUUAACUGGUCCAAUCCCCAGAGCAUUUGUGGGUAUUUCCAGCCUAAAAGUUGUGGAUGUCUCAAACAACGAUUUGUGUGGAACAAUUCCCACCAGUGGACCAUUUGCACACAUCCCUUUGAACAACUUUGAGAAUAACCCUCGACUGGAAGGUCCAGAGUUACUGGGACUUGCAAGCUAUGACACUAACUGCUCAUAAUGCUUGAAAACAAGUUGAUGAUGCAGAAUCUGAAUUAUCCUUCAAUUGGAUACGUACCACGUAUGUAUGUCAGAAUUUGUAUCGCCUCAUUGUAGUGGGAUUGGUAAAAAAGGGUCCCUCAUAUAAAGUAUUUGUAAAUUUUAAAGAUUGUUAACUUAUCAGCAUUUUAUAACUGUAAUAUUGUGCACCCGUAAGAGUUACUCAAGACAUGAAUCUAUGUUGAACCUUUGUGAAUGAAGGGUACUAAAUAUGCAUAUACUAGAUUUAUAUGUUUACACUGUAA